AACACGAUUGGGGAUUUACGCGAUUUCACGAUCUGCAUAAGCUGUUUAUCCCAUCGGAGAAUCACACUCGUUCAAUAAUAGAGAACGAUAGUUGUAAUAUUACGGCUUUUGUUCGCAUUUUAAAGGAUCCAACUGGUGAUCUAUGGCUUAGUUCUAAAAAUUAUUAUUCAAAAAAAGUGACUGGGUAUGUUGGCUUAAAAAACCAAGAGACAACAAGUUAUAUGAAUGUCGAGUUGCAAUUAUUGUAUAGCAUAAAAUAUUUUCGUAAAGCAAUAUAUCAAAUUCCGACAGAAGAUGACGAACCAGAUAAAA
Messenger RNA from Dentiscutata heterogama, 312 nucleotides. Lineage: Eukaryota; Fungi; Glomeromycota; Glomeromycetes; Diversisporales; Gigasporaceae. The record is from the annotation of a GenBank genome assembly.